Calliphora vicina (urban bluebottle blowfly) is the source of this 1015-nucleotide messenger RNA. Its product is annotated as CD63 antigen-like. Bases 124 to 810 code for a protein of 228 amino acids. The transcript is spliced from 4 exons. The record is from RefSeq and is a predicted model, not a curated record. Gene Ontology annotation, cellular component: plasma membrane. Lineage: Eukaryota; Metazoa; Arthropoda; Insecta; Diptera; Calliphoridae.
AAUCGAACAAUAGUAAGCGACGCGCACGGUAUUAUUUCCUCGCGAAUCAAUACGAUUAAAUUUUAAUUGUGCAAUUUGAAAUAUUUUAAUAUUCGUAAAGAAUUAAAACAAAAAAUAAUAAAAAUGAAUUGUCUAGCACAUAUUGUUAAAUAUAUUCUGUAUAUUUUUAAUUUAAUAUUUGUGAUAUGCGGCAUAUUAUUGAUCAUCUUGGGAUCGCUUAUAAUUAGUAAUUUGGGAGAUUUUUCUUCAUUUUCUGAAGCCGUCAAUAUCGAUACGAUACCCAUUCUAAUUAUAAUUUUGGGUUGUAUAGUUUUUAUAGUAGCGUUCUUUGGUUGUUGCGGUGCCAUACGGGAGAGUAUCUGCUGUACCACAGUAUAUGCUGUGUUUAUGUUUAUACUCUUCGCCUUACAAGUGGCCUUAGUGGUAUGGAUUUUUGUGAAGCGUCAACAAUUCCUUAAUACCAUGGGUGAGGUCGUUGAUAAGGCAUGGGAAAAGAACAACGAUGCCAAUGGUUAUCCCAUGAAUGGUUUAGAGAUUGCUUUUAACUGCUGCGGUCGAACUGGUUAUAUGAACUAUGUUGUUGCUGGCACUGAUGUGCCAAAAUCGUGUUGCGGCUCGAUGACAGCCGAAUGCCCGAUAAGUGUUUAUGAGUUUAAACCCGGUUGCCGUGCUCAAUUUGUAGACUUCUGGGCUUCUAAUACGAACAUUAUCCGUUAUGCUGGCAUUGGUGUGGCUCUAGUGGAACUAGUAGCCUUCACAUUUGCCUGCUGUCUAGCCAGUAGUAUACGCAAAUCGAGUCAUAAGAUGUAAAAUUUCAAAUAGAGUCUAGAAUAUUCAUUCCCAUAUUAUUUAGUAAAAUGUUUGCAUUUUUCAACAUAAAUUCACCUCAUUAAUUUUAUUUACUAAAUAAAUAGUUUAAGAGUAAAAAUCAUAAAUUUUAUACAAAAUAAAACAAAUAAUUAAUUCCUUUGUAUUUUCCAUAACCAGGAAAAUUUUAAAAAUUUACAAAACAAAA